Pseudogymnoascus destructans is the source of this 996-nucleotide messenger RNA. RefSeq lists its product as uncharacterized. The transcript has 2 exons. Gene Ontology annotation, molecular function: protein kinase activity. The record is from RefSeq and is a predicted model, not a curated record. Gene Ontology annotation, biological process: meiotic sister chromatid cohesion, centromeric; mitotic spindle assembly checkpoint signaling. Bases 1 to 996 code for a protein of 331 amino acids. Lineage: Eukaryota; Fungi; Ascomycota; Leotiomycetes; Thelebolales; Thelebolaceae.
AUGUCGGCUUCCGACGACCUAAUCAACUUUGACAUUAUUGAAGCGCAAAAGGAAAACAUCCAAGCCAUCCCCAGCGGCCGCUCCGCCCGCGCCCUCGCAAACCUCUUCUCCGCCUCCCCCCUCCAACCCCUCGCUACACCCAACCCCUCCGACACCAAAACGGUCAACGACGCCGUGCGCGCCAACUUCGAGGCCGAACUCGCCCUUUUCGCAGAGUCUGAUGACCCCCUAGACAUCUACGACCGCUACGUGCGAUGGACUAUGGACGCGUACCCCUCCGCGCAAGCGACGCCGCAGUCGCAGUUGCUCCCGCUGCUCGAGGCCUCCACCAAGACCUUCCUCUCCUCUCCACAGUACAAAAAUGAUCCGCGCUACUUGAAGCUGUGGUUAUCGUACAUCCGCUUCUUCUCCGAUAGCCCGCGCGAGACAUACGCGUUCCUGUCGCGCCAUGGCGUCGGUGACGGGCUAGCGCUGUUCUACGAGGAGUUCGCGGCAUGGUUGGAGACGGCGGGACGCUGGACGCAGGCUGAGGAAGUGUAUAAUAUGGGGAUAGAGAAGGAUGCUAGGCCAGCACCAAGGUUGCUGAGGAAAUAUAAUGAGUUCCAGCAGCGGUUUGCGGCACAGCCGGAGGAAAGCCGUGCGCCUUCUUCGCCGGCACUGCCAAUUGUGCGUCCAGCGCUCGCCGCAAAGAUUGAUCCGUAUGCGUCUGCUGCAGCGCCACCGGUGGAUCCACAAGCACCUCGCCCGAAUUCGGGGGUUGGUGGCUCGCAGACAACGCGAAAUGGUCGCCCGAAAUUGGCGGUGUUUUCGGACGCAGAUGAACCGGCACCUGUGGUUGGUGGGAGUGGUGCCAAGGGCUGGGACUCGAUCGGUUCCCUAGCAGAGAGGAGGAAGGAAAAUGUAGUUGAGGCGAAACCGUGGGCGGGGGAGACAAUGAAAGCCGGGGCCAAGAAGAGCACUGCGCCCAAGAUGGCGGUUUUCAAAGACCAGGACUAA